This is a messenger RNA of Aureococcus anophagefferens, 759 nucleotides long. RefSeq lists its product as hypothetical. NCBI's taxonomy places the organism in Eukaryota, Pelagophyceae, Pelagomonadales, Pelagomonadaceae. The record is from RefSeq and is a predicted model, not a curated record. The transcript has a single exon. The annotation marks the transcript as partial.
AUGCUCGAGGACGUGCGCGGCCUCUCGGGCCCGCGCCGCGUCUGCGAGCCGUCGUCCGCCUGCUCGGUGCACCUCGUCGGCUUCUAUUACGCCGAUUGACUGGGGUGCCGGACGCGCGCGGCGAAGCUCGUCCGCCUCGCGUCCACGGUCGCCGGCGCCUGCGUCGUGGUGCUGAAUAACAGGAUGCCCAUGGCCUGCCUGAUGAACGCGUCCGCGCCCUGCGACACGAGCUACGGCGGCUGGCAGGCGCCCAUGGUCGCCGCCGUCGCCAACGGUUCGGCGACGCCCGUGCUCCAGGACGACGGCGCCGCCUGGUCCGCCAUCGGGGCCGGCCACGACGACGUCGUACUCUACGACGACGCGUGCCGCGCGUUCGCCGCUGCGAAAAAAAACGUCGCGGACGUCGAGGACGACGCGGGCUUCCGAGCCGUCGCGGUCCUCGCGGGCGCCGCGGCGAGCGCCGCCGGCGGCGCCGGCGUCUGCCGCGAGACGUCGUGCUUCGCUUCGUCGGCGGCGGCGGCGGCGCCCGCGGGCGCCGCGGGACGGAGGCUACUGCUCUUCGCGAUCUUCCUGUCGUCGUUCCUGACGGGCGGCCUCGUCGUGCGCUUCUACGUGUCCCGCGCGUCCGCGUCCCCGGCGUCGAGCGACCCCGUCUUCAGCCCGCUGGGCUUCGGGGCGCAGAUGGUCCGCCGGCGGCCGCGGUCGCGGUCCGGGUCCGACGACGACGACGACGACGACGACUUCGACGACAUCGCCCUC